Molecule: messenger RNA, 3909 nt
Organism: Adineta ricciae
Lineage: Eukaryota; Metazoa; Rotifera; Eurotatoria; Adinetida; Adinetidae
Source: the annotation of a GenBank genome assembly
AUGAUUGAACCAGGAACAGUAGAACUUAACCGAGAAUGUAAUUUACUAAAACGAUGUUAUAGUUUCGAACAGAAUGAUUCUCCGAAACGACCGAAAACUGUCGAAGACAAUGGUAUAUCAUCCACAGAUACGGAUACAGAAUCGAAAGAUUCCCUUAGUGAUAAUGAAAGUCUUCCUGACGAUGAAUCAAAUCUCUCAACUGAUCAGUCUCGGCCUCUGCCGGUUGUUUAUAUUCAAACAGGUCUGUCUUCUCGAACUCCGACACUGAGUAGACAUUCAAGAAACAUAAUCAAACAAUUUCGGGAUCUCUGUAAUCAAAAUCAAAGAAAAACACUCCUAUCGACGUCGUGUACAAAUAAUAGCGUUGAUCAAAAUAAAAAACUACGAUGUGAAUUAAAACAGACAUUUGAUCGAAAUGAUCUCUUCAAAGAAGGUUACGUGGUAUUAUCAGAUGAAACAUUUCCAUUUCAUUCACUUUGUUAUAUGUGCGGCUCUAUGGGCACUGAAUUGAUCUAUUGUAAUAGCUGUUGUCAAGCGUAUCAUACAGUUUGUUUGAAUGAAUUUGAACGUCCUGAGUUGUAUCCAACACCUGAGUCUUGGGUAUGUCCCAAUUGUACAAUAUGUAAUAUAUGUGGUUUAGAAAUCAAUGCGGCCAUAAUCUCAUGUUCGGACUGUAAACGAAGUUAUCAUGUCAAAUGUCUGAAGCAAUGUAAAGGCGAACAAGAAAGUAUUCAGUGUUCAAAUCAAAGAUGGUCUUGUCCCUUGUGUAUUAAAUGUGAUUGUGGACAACCGGUAGUUUCGACUGAACGGAAUCUUCUUUCGUUGAACAGAUCUCUCUCAUCGCAGCAGUCCGCGAUGUGUGCUGAUUGUUUGAAUAAUAUGAAAAUUAUUCGAUCGAAUAAAAGUGAAUCCAUCGAAAAAUGCCAUAUAUGUGACAAAUUCAUCGAGCAGUUCAGUACCAAACCUAGACCAUUGUUUUCGGUUUCCUUAAUUGGCAACCAACCGCAAGAGAAAAUCAAAAAUUUAUUCCAAUGCACUCAAUGUAAACAUCGUUUUCAUCCGAAAUGUGAUGGUUAUCUAAAUGAAGAUGUUACCUUGAUCAAAAACAUCUCGAUCAAUAUAGUUUGCUCAAAAUGUGACUUAAAUCAAAAGGAAAAUACUCGAAAUGCAUUGCUCAACUAUAAAAUACAAAUUCUGAAAAGUACAACAGCAAGUUUGUGUUCCACUCUACAAAUCAUGAUCACUGAAGAUAGUCGUUUGCAUUCCAUGAAACGUUAUUUGUCCAACCUGCAACAACUGCAUCAAGCUCGUACAUAUUCAUUGAAUCUGCACGCUUUUAUCAACGAUCUACUGAUUAUCAUCCAACGCCUACUCGAUAAUCAGGAUAGUCGACAAUGGCAAGCAGCUAUUGACACUUGUAUAAAACAAUAUUGCCCGUGGUUUAAGCUAUCCAGUGUGUUAUCAAACACGAAUAAAACAUUAAUUUGUUCUUCGUCCCAUUUUUCUCAAUCACAAUCGAAUUCAACUGUUCAUCGAUGCUGUGCUUUGCCAUCGAUGGAUCAUGCAUAUGCAUUGAACAACGAUCGUCUGUUCUUACAAGCGAAUAUCCAUAAGAAUCAUUUAUUGACAUCAACUGAUUCUCUAUUGCGUUAUAUCGAUAAUAAACUCGACGAGAAAGAUUCUUUUGUUAAUCUGUAUCAAAUCGAUACUCGACUCUGUCAACUGUGUCAAACAUAUGCUGAACAUUAUUCAGCAAAUAUCUCUCGUCUUAUACCGAUUGGAAUCAAACAAUGGGUACACAUCGGUUGUAUACUUCCAGCAUAUGUGAAAACUCUUGAUCGAUCACCGUAUGUUCUUCAUAAUGUACGCGAGACAGUUCAACGAUGUCAAACAAAGCUCAAAUGUGAUUUGUGUUUGCGAAUGGGUGCAAGUGUACAAUGUUUUGAAAACGAUUGUCAAACUUAUUACCAUUGUCGAUGUAUAGAAGAAUACUAUACAAAAUUUGAUAAAGGUUUACAAGAAAAAUUCAACAUGACUAAUGGAUUGUUACCGAAUUUAACCACGCUGUGUAUCAAACAUAGUAAAAUGAAAUUGAAUGAAAUUGACAAUAAUUCGAAUAUCUCCAAACUGAAAUCGAUCAAUUUAUCUUCUACAAUCUUGACUGAUCUGUCGAAUUCUGUUCUUGAAUUUUCUUUCACUGACAUUCGACUUUGUAUUGGUUCUCUUCAAAUCCACUCACUAGGCAAUUUCGAAUAUCUUCUCGACGACGAUCCGAACCCGAUAAACUAUCCCAAUAAAUAUCAUGCAUCACGUGUAUUUUGGAGUACGAAGAAUGCUCGACAGAAAACAAUCUAUCAUCUGUAUAUCGACAUUGAACAAACGUACCAUCAAGAAACAUGUAAUCAUCAAACUAUUGCGUGUCCUCUUUCACAAGAACAACAAUUAUACGAACAAUGCCAACAAUAUUUUAAUACAUUUCAAAGAAAAACGUCCACUCGUCAAACUCAUCAAUCACAUAUCGAAAUUUUCAACGAAAUUCAAAAUCGAACAUCGAAGCCCGUAGUAAAAACAACCACACUAUCAAAAGAUCUGCAUAUGGAUGAAAGUUCAUCUAAACUCUCAGAACGGAACACAGAAACGAUUGCAGUGGAUGCGAAAACCUUAAGAAACUUCUUUAUGAACGAUUCCAAAAGUUUCUCUCAAUUAGCUUUCGCACUCGCACAUGCUCUUUCGGGAACCAACACACAAGAACAAGAGCCGAUCUUUAGUUAUUACUUAUCUGACCAAAGAUCUAUAUGCUCAAAUCAAUCAACGUUGCAAAUGGCAGGCGAAGAAUCAGCAGUGAUUCCGCAAAUCGAUGGAAACGUGGAUAGCGAUGAGAAUGAAUCAAUAACCGAUACAAAAUCGAUGUUCUCCGAGAAAAUACUGAUGGAAAGAUACGAUCAGUGGACGAAAACAAAAUACGGUCACAUCAAAUUUACAAUUCUGAGUGAUGAUGGAUACAAGAUGAGUUCAAGUGAUUUAGAACAGGCUUGGUCUCAUGUUGUUCAUCUAGUACGCGAGUGUCGCGAUGAUAUGAAAUUAACACAUAUACCAAUGACAAAUCCAGAAUUAAAUGGACAUCGAAUGUUCGGAUUAACAAAAUCAAUAGCUAAAGUUCUCUUCAAUCAACUCUAUCACAAUUCUUUAUCUGUCGAUGAAAGCAAGGAUAUACUCACUAUAUCGCCAUCUACAACGAAUAAAUCGACUAAUCUAAUCAAACGAAAAGUCAAUUCGAAAAAAUUCUCGCCGGUAAAUUCAAGAUUGAAUAUUUAUCGUAGGAAAACAACACAACGUCAACGGUUCAAUUGGUUAUUAAAUCCAAAUCGAAAACUUGAUCAUGCUUUACAAACAUUCGUAAUUGACGAUGCACUCGCCUGUGCAAGACAAGUGCUUCUUCAAGAAUCUUCCGUUCGUUUACGUUUAUUUCAUUUACAUUAUUUUUCCGAACGUGCAUUAAUCAUUGGAUCGUCGUCGAUACAUGGCUGUGGCUUAUUUACCUUGAUCGAUCUAGUCAAAGGACAAAUGAUAAUCGAAUACACAGGAGAAGCUGUUCGACCAUGUCUGACCGAUAAACGUGAAUAUGAAAAUGAGAAGAAAGGUUUUGGUUGCUACAUGUUUACCGUUGAUUCCAUGAAUGUUAUCGAUGCGACACAUCAAGGAAACAAAGCACGUUUUAUAAAUCAUAAUUGUCAACCAAACUGUUUUGCGAAAACAAUUCUAUCUGAUGGUAUAAAACAUAUUAUAAUCUAUGCAUCGAAAGAUAUUCAUCGUGGCUGCGAACUGACCUACGAUUACUCCUUUCCCGAAGAAGACGUCAAAAUCCCCUGUCAUUGCGGCACAAAUCAAUGUCGAAUUUAUUUGAAUUAA